Messenger RNA from Oxyura jamaicensis (ruddy duck), 1606 nucleotides. RefSeq lists its product as uncharacterized. The record is from RefSeq and is a predicted model, not a curated record. The coding region runs from base 209 to 1177 and encodes 322 amino acids. Lineage: Eukaryota; Metazoa; Chordata; Aves; Anseriformes; Anatidae. The transcript has 3 exons.
CCCAGGUCGCUUCCAGCAGGUCCAAGCUCUGGCCGCCACGGCCGACGCGUUCUUCUGCCUCUACUCCUACGUCUCCAAGACCCCCGUGCAGCGCAUCUCCCCCUCGCGCCUCGCCUGGGCCGACCCCGACAUCCCCGAUAUCCGCGUCCCCCCCGCCCAGCCCGCCGUCCUCUCCCCUGGGGACCGCCUGAAGAAAGCCGUGGCCAAAAUGUGUCUGUACACGGCCCCCCGCGCCGGGGGGAGCCCGCCGGGGGGCGGCGCCCUGGGCAGGGUGGUGCAGGAGGUGCUGGAGCGGGCCAGGGAGGAGAGGUUUCGCUUCGACCCCCCCGAUGGGGAGGGUGGGGAAAGGGACGUUGGUGGGGUGCCCCUGGGGACGUCACCGCACCGAGCCCCGGGGGCUCUGCAGGCAUCCCCGUGGCCCGAGCGGGGUGUCCCCAAGUGUCACCGGCAGCCAGGGCUGUCCCCAAGGCUGGCCCCAGAGGGGAUGGACAAUGCCGAGGAGCGUCCCCGUUGCCUGAGCCCUUCGGCCGGGGGUCUGCCGUGGGCUGGGGGUGCUCCGUGCCCAGUGGGGACAGGACAGGGUGGCACAGAGGAUGGACGGCUGUGGGCGGACGUCGCCUCGUCCCCAGCUCCGUGCGCUGCGGCCACCCGUGGCGGGUGGGUGUGUGCCACCCCCGAGCAGCCGGGAGCCGAGGGGGACUCCGGGUUUGGCUCCAGCCCCUGGGGGACCUCCCCCGGGAGGAAGGAAGGGGCCCAGCCCCCCGGCGAGCCCCUGGACUCCUGCGGGGCAUCGUCCCCUUGGUCCCACCAGCCAAGAGAUGGAGGCCAACGGGCCCGGCAGAGCAGGGGACGGCACCGGGAGCGUGACCAGAGGGACACCAGCCGGUGGCAGGGGGAUGCACCGGGGCUGCACCCCCCCGGGAAGGCUCCGGCGGUGGGGGGGCUCUCCCCCCAUCACCCCAGCUGGGCAGAGACACGUUGCAGCCAGGCCCCGGACUCCUUCGAGAUGGAAGAGGUGCCGAGCGCCGGCGAAGACGACGGCGAUGCCCACGAGGAAGCCGGCUGCUUCCUCCCUCUCUCCCUGCGGGCCCGGAGAAGCUUGAUGCUGCAGGGGGGCAGCGGCCACUCCGACAGCAGCGGCUUCGUGGAGGAGCCGCUGCCCGAGCAGACGCCGUGAGACCCCCGAGGGACCCCCCCCACUGCUCGCCCUCACCGCGGCGCCAGCACCGGCCGGGAGCCACCGAUGGGUGCACGAGGGAUUUUGCCCCAGCUGCGUUUCGGACCCCGGAGGCCGACCUCAGCCGAGGGCUGAGCACCGCGUGGACACGCGUGUCUGGGUGUGAGCGUGCGUGCACGUGUGUUGUGUGUGUGUGUGUGUGCGCGCACCCCGUGGUUGUGCUGCACCAAAAACCUCUCGACUCAGGACUUUCAACCCCCAGCAGCACCAGCAUCCCCCCCACCCCCCAACCCCCUCGCCCUGUUCUUUGUUUUUCGGGGCUCCACUAGCACUUUGGAAACGCUCUGCUCCCCCGGCGCGUGGAACACUAGGACGGGGGUUUGCCGGGGCAGAGCCCACAGCACACUGGAAAUAAAAUUCCCCAAGGGA